AUGGCUCCUACUGCAAGAAUUGCCGCCGCUGUUCCUCUUGCCGUUGCAGGACCUAUUGUUGCUGGUCCAGUUCUCGCUGCUGGACCUUUGGGUAUUGGAAGAGGAUUGAUAGCCACGGUCCCUGCCAUUGAUACCGUAUCCCCCCAGAGAACCGCAAUUAAUCAUGUAGCCCCAGCUGCACCCGUAGUUGCUGUUGCUCCUCUUGGUUAUACUGCUCCAGUUGUCGGUGCCACCACUGCCGUUGCCGCCGUCUCCACCCAGAGAACUGCAAUCAACCAUGUUGCUCCUUCUUCACUCAUUGCCACAGCUACUUCUCUUAUAUAUGCUACUACAUCUGCACCCCUCGCUCUCGCCAACGGAAUCAUCGCUGGUAAUGGAAUCUUCUCCAAUGGUCUCGUCACUGGACAUGGUUUUGAUGCUCCCCUCGCCGUUGGAAACGGUCUCCUCAGUGCUUACUAUGGACUCGGUGUUGGAUAA
Messenger RNA from Argiope bruennichi, 477 nucleotides. RefSeq names its product cuticle protein 63-like. The coding region runs from base 1 to 477 and encodes 158 amino acids. The transcript has a single exon. The record is from RefSeq and is a predicted model, not a curated record. NCBI's taxonomy places the organism in Eukaryota, Metazoa, Arthropoda, Arachnida, Araneae, Araneidae.